Molecule: messenger RNA, 883 nt
Organism: Carassius carassius (crucian carp)
Lineage: Eukaryota; Metazoa; Chordata; Actinopteri; Cypriniformes; Cyprinidae
Product: melanoregulin-like
Exons: 5
Coding region: 101-682 (193 amino acids)
Biological process (GO): melanosome transport; melanocyte differentiation
Cellular component (GO): melanosome
Source: RefSeq, a predicted model, not a curated record
GAGGAUGGUGGCUCUACUAUAAGGAACAAUAACUAUGAGUAUGUGUACUGAGUACUGAAUUUUAGCUUAAUUUAGGGGGAAAAAAUCUUUGUUGCUUUAAAUGGGCAUCUUUUAUUCUGGCUGCUGUCCUAUUCAUGGAACUACUGAGGAGAAAGAUUGCAUAUUAAGUGUUGCCUCCAUCAGUGAGACAGCAGUGGCUCAUGAGCUGCAGGACAGCAGAUCUGGACCUGAGAAGGAGGAGAGGGCCUGGAGCAGCACUCAGUCCUCCAUCUCCACUACUGAGGAGGAAUCAGAUGUUGAAUUACACGCAUUCAUCAGGAUGAGGAACAAAGUGGAAAAAGACACUGAGGAAUGGGAGAAACUGAAUUAUGAUAUCCACACUCUGAGGUGUGCUCGUAAAGAAGUUUGUACACGUUGGAAGAAGAUCUUGCUUCAGCUGGGUUACCAGAGGGAGGCAGAUUCCUUACUGACAGUAAACAGACAGACCGUUAUGAAUGAUUGGGACAAUGUGGAGAAGGCCAGAGAACUCCUGCGCAUAGUGUCGGAGGAGACAGGCCUCUUCCUCCGUGGACUCAGCAACAGUGAAAGAUAUGUCUUUGUUAUGGAUCGACUGGUGUCUUUGGACAGUGCUGAAGACUUUGUGCGGUUGGCCAAAGAGAAAUAUCCAAGAAUUGAGUCUUGAGAUGGAAAGAAACUUCAAAGUUUGGAUUCGUUUGCUCUCUUUGAUGCUUCUUCUGCAGCUUUUUUUAUCAGUAAAUUCAUUGUUGUUUGGCAUCGCGGGAGUGGCACUAUUAUGAAAGGAAGUUAAAUUAGCAUAAUGGAGUGAUAACUUAUGAGUGCAAUAAUUCCAAACGAAUGUCCAGUAAAAUAAAAUUUUAAUCUC